GUCAAUAGAAGCCUACGACUGGCUGUAUUAGUAAACACCAGGCACAACUCUAUCAACAAAAAUUAUACCAACGGAGGAACAAGUCUAAAAUACCUUCUGCGGUCCAGUUACACUCACAGAACUGCCGCAUUUUUCUUCUCGCCCGUCUCAAAUAUCAGAAGAGCAGAGAGUAUCUUCAGUGCAGUGCGAGGCUGGGGCCAAGACCUAACCCUGCUUUCUCAACGCCAUAACGUUGACGCCCAACUGGCACCGUUUCUUGGUCAACAAAGGCAAAAUAACAUUGUCUUGAGGUUAGCUACAGAUAAAUAUAGCUAUGGGCAGUCUGAGCGAAUGCGGUAGCGCUUUGCGCAACGGGCGCUAUGCCUCUAUCAUUCUCUCAAAGGACCCCGGUAGCGAGUCACAACCCGCUCCGAACUCUACCUCCGGCUCCGUAUCGGAGCCAGCUCCGGUGGCCGGGGCUCUGAUACAAGCUUUCAUUACUCGGUUGACAUCCGGAUCUGAUACCAAGACUCAAUCUGCCACAGAUAUUCCCCGAGUUCUGGCCAUUGGCCUUGCUACCUUGAACGCCUUCCUUCAAGUCAACGUCACAGGUCCUGUUCUUCCGGAGUCAGCGGCCCUCAGUACACUCUUCACCAAGGCAUGGGCUAGUGGGCAGUCAGAUGAUGCAAACAAGACUCACGCUCACCUUCAUAAGGCUUGUCUUGGCUAUCUUGAAGUUGACGGCGUCUCACCAUAUGCCUACAUCCCUCACCUGGAACUCUUCGCCCUAGCGAAAUACAUCAUCACACAGGAGCUAGGUCAAGCCGACAAUGAUGUAGUGGAAAUACUUUCUGAGGAAAAGCCAAUCAAGAGCAGUCUUGCUUGGACACAGCUUCGAGUUAAUGUCUGGCAUUACAAGCUCCUGACCCAGCCUACCCUUGGACAUGGAUCCAACUUUGCUCGAAGCUCCCAGUGGAGCGACGUGCCAACGUUGGCAUCCCAGAUUCUGGACGGAAUCGAUAAUGUGAGGUCCAAGAUCCUUGGAGAGGAGGUAUGGGCAUCAGGUGAUGAUGGUUGGAGUCGCGAGGAGAAAGUGCAGUUCCUUGUUGAAGCAGCCAACAACUACAUUUUACUCGGCCGCGACGACAAGGCCAAGGAAGCUAUCAAGGAGGCCUCCCAAACAAGCGGCCUAGAGUAUGCACUCUCAGGUGCCCUUGGAAAGAGAACCAAAUUCCAAGAAAAUAGCAUCAGCCAGCUUGUCGUUUUGGCCAAGAGCGGUUCGGAACAGCGAGUGGACGACGCUGAAGAGGAAGUCAAGCCAGAUGCUCUUCAGCUCAAUGAUGACACUCUACAUGAGGAAAUCCAGUUUACCAAGGAAACGAACGGAAACGAUAAGAAGGCCUCCCUUCCCGCUGCCCUGGCUGAUCUUUCACCUGACGACCAGCCUCAACUCUCGCCUCUUGACCAGAUCAUUCUCCUUACUGAGGCUACGCUGAAGGAUGCUUUCUCACCCAUUGAUACCCUGACUUCAGCAGAGGUGCUGCCAUACGCAGUAAGAGUCAUCGGAGACAAGUCUACGAACUGGCAGAUUUACACUCAGGCAUUGCUGGUCCGAUCCAGAAUUGAGGUCCACCGCAGCCGAACGGUUGAGCGAGGUGUUCUUCAGCUUCAGGCUGUGGCAGACCAAGUACUCACUGAUACCACAGCGGAAGCCCAACAAAAAGCCGAGGCAAAGGAGCAAAACUCGGAGACAGACGCUCCAGCUAUCCAGAUCACUACCCCGAGUGAAGUUUCUGUGCCUGUUCAGCCCAAGCCAACAUCUUUCUUGCCUGCGCCCAAGGCCUCUGAGUCUGCACCAGCUCACGUACGUCUUGAGUACAUUCACGCUAUUUGCUCACCUCCUCGAUGGCAUCUCGAGUCAGAGUUGGCCUACGCUUGGGCUGGUAUCGGCUCUUUGGCUUCUGCCCUCGAGAUUUUCAAGCGCCUUCGAUUGUGGGCUGAAGUUGCACUCUGCCUUGCCAGCGCCGCUGCGUCAGAGGACGAAGAUGGCCGUGGCAGUGGUGGCGAGGAGAAGGCCAAGGGAAUCCUUCGAUGGAGACUGUUCCACCGCACUGGGGACACAGCAUCACCUUCAGAUCCCGAUGAUGAGGAUAUCGGUGAAGACGUUACACUUCUCAAGGCCGCAGACUUCUCUGGACCUGAGCGCGAUCCUCCACCACCCAAUGCUCCCCGACUGUUCUGUAUUCUGGGUGACAUCGAAAAUGAACCAUCUUAUUAUGAGCGAGCGUGGGAAAUCUCCAAGCACCGAUACGCCAGAGCUCAAAAGUCUCUCGGUGAGUACUACCUACAGAACAAGGAAUGGGAGAAGGCCCGUGAGGCCUACAAGAAGGCGACAGCUGUCAACCGUUUGAGUCCUGAGAUGUGGAGCCGUCUUGGAGAUAUCAGCUUGCGACUUGCGCAGUUUGGCGAUGCCGCUGAGGCAUUCAAUCGUUCUAUUGGAUCUGCAAGCGACACAGCCGGAGGUGAAGAUGCACGAACCUGGAGUAACCUGGGAAGUGCUCUCUGGAGUCUUUACUGUGAGGUUAUUGCCGACGCCAAGAACAACCCUACUCCCGUAUCAGAAGCCCCUGCGCCUGUCCCUGCAGAGGACGAGGAGGACGACGUUGCUCUUGCCGCUGCGUUUAAGCCUUCAGAUCGCGACCCAGCUACGCUUCUGGCCCAGUCCCUGGCGGCCUACAAGAGAGGUGCUUCCAUCGCCCACGAUAACUGGCGAAUCUGGGAUAACGUACUCACACUGGCUUCGCGUGUGCAGCCACCCGCUAUUCCCGACAUGAUCCUCGCUCUCAAACACAUCAUCAAGGUCCGCAAGUCGGAAGAUGCUCUCGACGCGGAUGUUCUCGGGGCAUUGCUUCAAGACGCCGUACUCUCCGUGGAAAAGCCUUCAAGUUCAGGCGUCUAUGAACCUCCCCGUGGCACACCAGAGCGAUUGGUGAUGCGUCUCUUUGAAGAGGAAGUCGUCCCCCUCAUCACACAGCGUUCUGAACUCUGGACUCUGGUCUCACGCCUACGCGCCUGGAGAAGGGACUACGCAGGCGCUAUUGAUGCAGCAGAGCGAGCUUGGCGUGCAGCCGUAGGAUCCUCAGGUAGUGGCCUUCUGCCCGGCGCAGCAGCCACGACAGCCGACGAGGCGCGAGAUUGGACUGUUGACGAGGGUGCAUGGACUAUAGUUGUGCAGAGAACUGACGAGCUGGUGUCUGUGUUUGAGAACUGGGGUCCUUCAGUUGAGUCCAUUGGCAGUAAGUGGAAGGGCAAGGCAAGAAGCGCUGUAAGGAGUGUAAUGGGCCGAGGAAAGGAGAGGUGGGAGGGAAGUGAGGGUUGGAAGACCUUGGAGACUUUGAUGAAAGGAUUAAGAAUCUCCUCCUGAGGAUACAAUUUGGGCAUGAAAAAGACCUGGCUAGGUCAUGUAUCGAGCAUGAUAGAAAAGAGUAGAAUGAGCUUCUGAUAGAAAAGGCCGGAAAUGGAAUGUUCAAACUGGUACUUCGGGUCUUAACUUUCCCGAACGAUUUGUUAAUUGAACACAACAAAAGACUCGCAAUCACUGGAAAUAUUCACAAGGUGACAUGUAUGGGAG
Fusarium redolens is the source of this 3610-nucleotide messenger RNA. RefSeq lists its product as uncharacterized. Gene Ontology annotation, molecular function: protein binding. The record is from RefSeq and is a predicted model, not a curated record. Bases 314 to 3403 code for a protein of 1029 amino acids. The transcript has a single exon. NCBI's taxonomy places the organism in Eukaryota, Fungi, Ascomycota, Sordariomycetes, Hypocreales, Nectriaceae.